Crotalus tigris (Tiger rattlesnake) is the source of this 9260-nucleotide messenger RNA. It is a transcript of the gene PATJ, whose product is annotated as PATJ crumbs cell polarity complex component. The transcript is spliced from 45 exons. Lineage: Eukaryota; Metazoa; Chordata; Lepidosauria; Squamata; Viperidae. The coding region runs from base 484 to 5973 and encodes 1829 amino acids. The record is from RefSeq and is a predicted model, not a curated record. Gene Ontology annotation, molecular function: protein binding.
CCACUCGUUAUUUCACUUGUUCCUUGAAUCUGCCCUUCUCCGUAUACUUAGGAAGGAUCCGAGCCUUUUGCGCCGAAACUAAGCCCACCAGCAUCCCGGAGAUCACUCCGCGACCUCAGCGACCCCCAGCUUCUUGCCCCGCGGCAGCUGAUCUCUCGCCUUAUCCACCCUGAUCCCGCCGGAGCCUGGCUUGUUUUCCUUCAGCGCCCAGCUGCUCCCCCUCGCUGCCGGCUUCCUGUGUUGCAAGGAGAGGUGCGGGUAAAACGAAACUCCCGCUUCCGCCCAGGUAAGAACAAGCCAGGAUCGCCCAGCGACAGGUCUCGCCCCCGGCCGAACAGUUCUCAAUGAUGUCAGCCAAUGUUAUAUGUCUAUCCGAAAGCAAUCCUGUUUGAAGUCUGCAGGAUUUUAUUCUUAAUUGGCUCACGGUUGCAGCCUAAGGAUUUCCAUUUGGCUAUAUUAAAUCUACAGUGCAGAUAAGCCAGGAUGCCAGAAAAUCCAAUUGCAGAUAAGCAGCAGAUCCUGAGGAUUCUGGAGCGUCUACUAAUGAAACUUCAUGAGAAAGGAGAUACCUCGCAGAGUGAUAAUCUGGUUUUUCUAUACAAUACUCUUAAGAACCCUUUAUUCAACCACAUGCUGACUCUUCAGCAGUCAAUAAAGCAGCUGAAAGAACAACUUAGGUAUAUGCCUCCAGAUCGUUCAGUGGAUUUUGAUUUUACUAGACGAGGAUUGCUGGUAUUUGAUGCUGACCCACAUCCUGUUGUUAAUGGGAACAUCCAGAAUGAGAAGCAAAUGGCUCCACUAAUUUCCAGAUUUGAAAUGGACGAAUUUAAUUUGAUAAUCCAAAAAAUGGCAAAGGGCAGGCAAAUUGAGUAUAUAGAUAUAGAGAAACCAUUUAAUGGGGGCCUUGGAUUUAGUGUGAUUGCUCUUAAAAACCAAAGCUUUGGGGAAGUUGGUAUCUUUGUGAAAGAAGUACAGCCAGGAAGCAUAGCAGCCAGGGAUCAAAGGUUAAAGGAAAAUGAUCAGAUAUUGGCUGUAAAUCAUACACCGUUGGACCUGAACAUUUCUCAUCAACAGGCAAUCCUAUUGCUCCAACAGUCCACAGGCUCUUUACAUUUGGUUGUGGCCAGGGAGCCCACCCAGAACAGCAGUAGGAACUCCUCUACUGUGAGUGAGGCUAAUGAACCUGAAAUGGUCAGUUGGGGCCACACUGAGGAGGUUGAACUGAUUAAUGAUGGCUCAGGAUUAGGUUUUGGAAUUGUAGGAAGAAAAUCAAGUGGUGUGGUGGUACGGACUAUUGUUCCUGGUGGACUAGCAGACAGGGACGGCAGACUUAGAACUGAUGAUCACAUCUUAGAAAUUGGGGGUAUUAAUGUACAAGGGAUGAGUAGCGAGCAGGUGGCUCAAGUGUUGAGAAACUGCGGAAACCAUGUCAAGAUGGUAGUUGCAAGAUCUCCUUUGUGUGAAAUAUCUACAACCCCACCAACUCCGGUGGCUGAUCCUGUGGGUGAAUUAGCUGCUAUUCAGGACAGAGAAGCUGACACAGAAAAUGAAAUUCAUGAAGUUAAGUUGACUAAAAAAGAUGGACAGAGCCUUGGUAUAACAAUUGUUGGAUAUUCUGGAGUUUCCAAUUCAGGGGAAGCUUCAGGGAUUUUCAUAAAAAACGUAAUACCUGGCAGUGCUGCGGAGCACAAUGGUCAGAUAAAAGUCAAAGACAAAAUUAUCGCAGUUAACAGAAUUAAUAUCCAGAAUUAUACCAACCAAGAAGUUGUGGAAGCAUUACGCAAGACAGGACCAGUUGUUCAUCUGACAUUGCUUCGAAAGAAACCACAUUAUGUAGAAAGAGAGUUGGAUAGAGGGCUCAACUUGACUGGUGUAGAAACCGAUAGUGAAAAUGAGGAACCUCAAGAGCAAAAAGACAACACUGAAAAUGAAAGGAAUCAAAAGCAACAUGAAAUUGGGAACACCUCGGACUUAUCAGAAAAUAAGCCAACAUCCAAAUGGGAAACACUGCUGGGACCUGAUUAUGAAGUUAUGGUUGUCACAAUAGAUACACCAAUUGCAGAUGAUGCCGAACUACAAAAAUAUUCAAAGCUGCUGCCUAUUCACACAUUAAGGCUCGGAGUUGAACUGGAUACUUUUGAAGGACAUCAUUACAUCUCUUCCAUUGCUACAGAUGGCCCAAUUGCUAAACUUGGCGUACUGCAACUAGAGGAUGAACUUUUAGAGGUAAACGGUGUCCAGCUCUAUGGGAAAUCCCGCCGUGAAGCUGUUUCUUUUCUGAAAGAAGUUCCUCCUCCAUUUACUUUGAUUUGUUGCCGGCGUUUGUUUGAUGAUGACACAGAAUCUUUUGUGGAUGAGCCCACAGCCACCAUUGAUCAUUCUCUAGAACCAAAGGUGAAACUUGAAAAUCCAGAGGAAAAGCAGGAAGAUGAAGAUGUGGAACUAGCAGAAGAUGAAGAUGUGGAAUUAGCACUAUGGUCUUCUGAAGUCCAAGGCAUUGUCCUUGUCAAAGAUACAAAAAUAGGUUUAGGAUUCAGCAUUUUAGACUAUCAGGAUCCCUUAGAUCCAACAAAGACCGCAUUUGUGAUCAGUUCCCUUGUGCCAUGUGGAGUGGCUGAACGUGGUGGUCAGCUCUUCCCUGGUGACCGCUUAGUCUCUGUAAAUGAUGUAUAUUUGCAUACUAUUAGUCUAGAAGAAGCUGUAGAAGUUCUAAAAUCUGUACCACCUGGUGAAGUUCAUCUUGGAAUCUGCAAACCCUUGGGGGGUGAAAAUAAACAUAAUGGGACUUCUUCUGUGGAACCUGAGAGAUUUAACAGAAAUUCAAUAUCUCAGGAAUCAAUCAAUAAUAUUGAGCCAUCAAUCCUCCUUGCAGCUCCAAAGGACUUCAGAAAUGAAUCUGAAGAAGAACUUGUUGAUGAGCCCGUCUUGGAAGAGCUUGCUGAUGACCCAAACCUGGAUUUGGGGAGACAGUUUCAACUUAUGCAGAGCGAAACAGACGUUGAUAAGGAAUCCUGGGAAAUGCAUGAGAUUCUGAAGCACAUAGAAGAACGUCUUGGUGAAGAACGAGAGAUGUUAGUGGAUGAAGUGUAUGAUAUGGAUCAGGAUUAUGAAAAGUGUCCAUUAGCAGAUAUAAGAGAAAUAUCUUCCUCUCCUGUGAUGGACUUUGAAUCUGCAGGACAGUGGGCUGAAGAAUUAGACUGUGCUAAAAUGGUGGAACCGAAUCCUGCAAACAAUCUUAAUACUGAAGAGAAUGAAGAAAAGAGUACUAAUCGUUCACUCUUCCAUGGUGUUUCAGUGGAGUACAGCCAAGGAACUCCUAUGCUGGAUGGUAUUCCAAAGCAAGAUGACCCUAAAGAACAUCUAUACACAGAUGUUGAUCGUGAGAGAUGCAAAAUGAAGAAUGAAGAUAUUGAUCCUUCCAGCUCCCAAGAUUCUGCCCUACGUAGAGUAGUGCUGUCUAGUGAACUGCCUGAAAGAGAAGAAGGAGAAGGAGAAGAAACUCCAAUUUUCAGUCACUGGGGAUCACCCCAAAUAAUUGAAAUUUUUCGGGAGCCCCACGUACCUCUUGGCAUCAGUAUUGUUGGUGGACAUACAGUUAUAAAACGCCUGAAGAAUGGAGAAGAGCUUAAAGGAAUAUUUAUCAAGCAGGUUUUGGAAGACAGCCCAGCAGGAAGAAUGAAAGCUCUCAAAACAGGAGAUAAAAUACUUGAAGUAUCUGGAACAGACCUACAAAAUGCUACUCAUGAAGAAGCUGUGGAAGCUAUCAAAAAUGCAGGCAACCCCAUUGUUUUUGUCGUGCAAAGUCUGUCAACUCUUCCAAGAAUAAUUUCAGUAAUAAACCCUAAGAAAAAGGAAAUCGAAGAGAAUCAGGAUACAGAAGAAACCGAAAAGAAGAAAAGUGGGAUUCUACCACCCAUGAAAUUGCCACCACCUUACAAAGGAGCAAGAAAGUCCAGCUUGGGUGAUCCAGAAGAAGAAGAGGAUGAAGAGGAAGAAAAUGCUUUUACAGAGGAGAAAAUCAGACAAAGAUAUGCAGAACUAUCUGGAGAACUGCACAUUAUUGAACUUGAAAAAGAUAAGAAUGGACUUGGACUCAGCCUUGCAGGCAACAAGGAUAGGUCCCGCAUGAGCAUUUUUGUUGUGGGGAUUAGUCCAGAUGGCCCUGCAGGAAAAGAUGGAAGAAUGCAUAUUGGAGAUGAACUUUUAGAGAUAAAUAACCAGAUCUUAUAUGGGAGAAGUCACCAGAAUGCGUCUGCAAUAAUUAAGACGGCACCAUCAAAGGUCAAACUGGUAUUUAUACGCAAUGAGGAUGCAUUUAACCAGAUGGCUGUAGCUCCUUUUCCAUUACCCUCUUGCACGCAGUCUUCCAAUGAGGAUAUCAGCAGCAAAGCUGAAAAACAGGCAAUUGAAGACCAGCAAGUUAAGGCAGACCAGCCUCCAGAAAAUCUUCAAAACCAGUUAAAGCAAACAAAGUCUUCCACAGUGAACCCCAUCCCCAUCAAUUUACAUGAGAUUUCUUUGGCCCCCGAAUCAUCUUAUCCUCCAGAGACAGAAUUCAGCAACCGAAACAACUUUUCACCUCCUCCAGUAGAUCCAGCAAUGUGCUCAAUUGUUCCUGGCCAAGAAAUGACUAUUGAAAUAUCCAAAGGACGAUCAGGUCUGGGACUCAGCAUUGUAGGAGGAAAGGACACACCGCUUGAUGCCAUAGUCAUCCAUGAAGUUUAUGAAGAAGGGGCAGCUGCUAGAGAUGGUCGACUUUGGGCUGGUGAUCAAAUUCUGGAAGUUAAUGGCAUAGACUUGAGAAACGCCAGUCAUGAAGAUGCUAUCACUGCCUUGAGGCAAACACCUCCAAAAGUGCAGCUUGUUGUCUAUAGAGAUGAAGCUCAUUAUAAAGAUGAAGAAAAUUUGGAGAUUUUCCAUGUAGACUUACAACGGAAAAUGGGCCGAGGAUUAGGACUUAGCAUUGUAGGGAAAAGAAAUGGAAGUGGCGUGUUUAUCUCUGAUAUUGUCAAAGGAGGAGCUGCUGAUCUCGAUGGAAGACUAAUUCAAGGAGAUCAGAUAUUAUCUGUCAAUGGUGAGGAUGUCAGACAUGCUUCUCAAGAGGUGGUAGCCACCAUUCUUAAGUGUGCCCAAGGACUUGUGCAGCUGGAGAUUGGACGGUUGAGGGCGGGAUCUUUGUUAUCCUCAAGGAAGACAUCACAAAACAGUCAGAUGAGUCAGCAUAAUGUCCAAAGCCACUUUCAUCCUACAUUUGCUCCAGUUAUCUCCACUUUGCAGAAUUUAGUCAGUACUAAGAGAUCAUCUGCCGAUCCUUCUCAGAGAAAUUCAGUUGGAGCAGACAUAAGCCCAAGAACUGUGGAAAUCAUAAGGGGCCUGAACGAUGCUCUUGGUAUCAGUAUUGCUGGUGGCAAGGGAAGUCCCCUGGCAGAUAUUCCGAUCUUCAUUGCUAUGAUUCAAGCCAACGGAGUGGCAGCACGCACGCAUAAACUACGAGUUGGUGAUAGGAUUGUCAGUAUUAAUGGGCAGCCUUUGGAUGGUCUGUCUCAUGCUGAGGUAGUAAAUCUGCUGAAGAAUGCCUAUGGGAGCAUCAUCCUGCAGGUGGUGGCUGAUACCAACAUCAGUGCCAUUGCCAGCCAGAUAGAGAAUAUGACUUCCAACACUAACUUUGCUCCACCCCCCGAGCAUCAUUCUGAAUACCCAGAAGCACCUCAACCUAAAAUCAUUGUGUUGGAGAAAGGCUCGGAUGGAUUGGGCUUUAGCAUCGUAGGAGGCUUCGGAAGUCCACAAGGAGACCUCCCUAUAUAUGUCAAGACCAUUUUUGCAAAGGGGGCAGCUGCAGAUGAUGGCAGACUGAAGCGUGGUGAUCAGAUUUUAGCUGUUAAUGGGCAGUCUUUGGAAGGUGUGACUCAUGAGCAAGCCGUAGCUAUUCUGAAGCACCAAAAGGGGACAGUGACAUUAACAGUGUUGCCCUGAGCUUUGCUGCAAAUGCAGUUUGGGCUGGAUGCAAUUAUUUCUAAGCAUUGCUAGAGCUGCUAUAAAAUGAUCUACAAUCCCUGUCAGAUGACAACCCAACUCCAGCUAGAAUUAGCACAUAUUAUUAAGAAUGUUGCUAUGCAGCUAUGGCCAUUGUAGUGGUCCAUUAUGUCUUGUCAUUGAAGCUAUUUGUGAAAGCCUUAAUCCUACAUCUCAUCCAGUCUGGGUUCUCUUGAAUGGGCUUUUGAUUCCUUCCUUUGUCUAUAAUUAUUAUGUCUUAGUAGGAAAUGUAAUCAGGAAACUAAAAUUAGCAUAUAUUACAAGAAAGAAUGUGGCUGUUUGUUGGUUCCCAUCUAAUGAACAGAUAGAAAUACCGAUUGACUUUGCAUCUCGCUCAUGGUUUGAUUGUCAAAUUUUUCAGCCGUGCCAGAAAACAUUAAAACAUAAUUCAAUUACAGCUUUUUCAAAUAAUGAAAUAUCAAAUUCUACAGUGGGGAAUUAAUUGCAUACGGAUGUCUAAUGAUGAAGUGCCAACCCUCCUGUCUAAUCUCUCUAGAUUAAUAUAUGUAAGUUAGUUAUAACCAUGACAAGUAAAUUUUAAACUUCUCCUUAUUCGUUUUCUGGUUUUAUGAAAUCUUGUGAUAGAUUGGCAAGAAUCUUUGGAAGUUUCUAUCUCUGGACAGCUAGUUAAAUAGUGAAAAUAAUUUGUACCGUGUAAAGAAGGGGUGGGGAAUGAUGGUCUUUUUAUGACUUGUGGGCUUCAACUCCCAGAAUUCCUGAGCUAGUGUAAAGCUUAACUCCAAUGAAAUGGAUGAAAGUGAGCCUUAAUUUGAAAUUAGGGCUACUUAUUAUUUAUAAUGAUAAUAUUGUAAUGAAUUGUAAACAUGAUCUACCAAUCUCAUGAUCAAAUUCUGACAUUCAUGUCUCACCAAUAAAUGAAAUGACAAUUUUCUAUUUAAAAUCCUGCAGCUUCUGUAAAAUAUGUUUACUGUUAUGAUACAAUUAGAAUGCAAUAUCAUCAUCUUGUUUAAAAUAAAGUAAGUCUCUCAACCCAAAAGUGCAUUUUCAAGAGGCAACUGGACUUUCUUGUUUUUCUUUGAAGACGUUUUGCUUCUCAUCCAAGAAGCUUCUUCAGCUCUGACUGGAUGGUGGGGAAGCGAAGAAGCUGAAGAAGCUUCUUGGAUGAGUAGCGAAACAUCUUCAAAGAGAAAAAAAAAAGAAAGUCCAGUUGCCUCUUGAAAAAGCACUUUUGGGACAACCAUGACCUGAGAAUCACCAUAGACAUAUGUCUCUUAACUAUGCUGAGGUGAAUAAGUAGUGAUCAAAAAUGAAGUGGCAUGUCCUGUCAAGAAUAAUGUCUGUGUUUUCGUGUUCUGUUUUUGGAUCUAGCGAAUCACAAAGUGCAUUAAGCUAUUGGAAUAUAGGAAUAGCUAUGCAUAUUCCACGAACAGUGCCUGAAAGCAGAUUAAAUUGAUUUUAAAUGUCCAAAUAAUGAUAUUUAUAUGAAAUGCAAGUGAAAAUGGCCAUGAAGAAAACUCACUAAUUCUUUUUAAGACUUGAGGGCAUUUAGUGUUGUCAAGUUAUGCUUAGAUUUGCACCGGAUAUUUAUGCUUAACUUGAAGGUAUAGAUAGAAGAUGUUAACUUGUUUAAGAAUUGUGAUCCAAAUCCAAUGUGAUUGGCCAAAAAUGUAUAUUUUAAAUGGAUACAAUCAUCCUUUUAAAUGUUGUGAAAGCAGUGGGUCUUCUUUUCCUAAGUUUCUGAUGAAGGGGAUGUUGGACUUAUACGCUAAAAUAAGUGCAUGUUUUCUAGCUCAUAUGGGAGAUCACCUCAUUGUUGCUUAUAUUUUAUACUUUUUAUUUGUUUCAUAUAGUACUGUCAAAAAAUAAACCAAAAACAUCCCCCCCAAACCGCAUUGCAACCUGCAGAUAAAUUGGUGAUGAUGUGGAAAGUCAGUGCUAUAUGUAAACAUUCAAAAGUACAAUCUGGUUGGAGAAUUUACAUCUGUCAAGUCUUUCAGAGAUAAAUGGAAAUUACUUAAGUGUGUACAGAAAAACUGCCCGAUUGAUUGUGCCUCAGUUGUUUAAACAAAAAUCUAUGUCUUUCUGAGAGUUUAUGGAUUUUAGAUUUUGAUAAUGCUGCUAAUUUCUAAGAGGGAUGGAGAGACCUACUGUAUGUUUGUGUAUAAAAUAAAAUGUUUUAUGAAUUCCAAAGAUUCUUAAUAAAAUUCACUUGCAUAAAUAACGGUGGGAAGGAAUUAACAUUGCACCCAUACACAGAAACAUAACUAUGAUAUUACAGAUUAUUUUAGUCUUUGCCAGCAAAGAAACUUUAGCAUGACUAUGAAGAAGGAUUAAAAAUCCAAGCUUGGCACAACUUUUGUAACGCUCAGACUUAAGCAAAAAAGCAUGGGAAACUUGUUGAUUCUACCCAAUUAUUAAGGCAAAGACUAAGCCAUUUAGUGAUAUUGUUCACAGACAUUUUAGAAGAGAAGAAUAUAUAUCCUGAAAAAUGGUCUGUCCAUUAUAUUUGAUCCUAAUGUAUAAUAAAGGACUAAAAGUGUUAAAAAUGACAGCCAUUUGCAAAAAAGGGGGAAAUAAGUCAAUAUUGUUAGUGAUUAAAAAUUUGUGGAAGAUGAUCUUGAAUAUUUCUUAUUAAGAACAGCGGGCAGUGCUAAUAUAUUAAUAUAUAGGCAAUAUUUUCCCAAGGUCUAGCUUAAAGAAGAGGGAGGGAGAUUCCACUUCUCUUUAAGUUGGGAGCAUAAAGUUUGAAAUCAACUUACAAAGUUAUACUUGACUAUUUGUGUGCAGAUGCAUCAGCCCAGUGUAGCACCUCUCCUUGUUGCCUUUUUUCCCAGAGUAAUACAUCUAACAUGAGUAAAAAUAAUAUACUUAGAUCUAGCUCUGAAUCAUUUUUCCCUUAAAUUCAAAAUGGUUCCAAACAACAAGACUAGAUCCCUUGCUUGCUAUAUUAUUGGCUAAUAUGCUUAUCAAAUCUUAGCUACAGAGAUUUUUUUUUUUUAAGUUAACAUUAUUCAUGGGCUGGGCUGAAGCAAAAUUAUUGUUGGUUUUUUUUAGUUAUGCUCACUUACAGUAUGUGGUUGUUUCAGUUAUCCUUUUACCAGAGCUUCUCAUUAAAAAAAAAAAAAUCUUAGAAAACAUGUUCCUUCAUUUUGUGCACCCUCUUAGUAUGUGGACAAUUAAAUGACAGAUAAAUCUAUCACUGUUGUGAGCUGCUAUGCAAAAGGCAGACUAUAAAUCCAACAAAAUAAAUGUAAAAUACAAUAAAA